Malassezia japonica is the source of this 1386-nucleotide messenger RNA. RefSeq names its product AMP-activated serine/threonine-protein kinase regulatory subunit (gene SNF4). Gene Ontology annotation, biological process: regulation of catalytic activity; protein phosphorylation. The transcript is spliced from 2 exons. NCBI's taxonomy places the organism in Eukaryota, Fungi, Basidiomycota, Malasseziomycetes, Malasseziales, Malasseziaceae. Gene Ontology annotation, cellular component: nucleotide-activated protein kinase complex; nucleus; cytoplasm. Gene Ontology annotation, molecular function: AMP binding; protein kinase regulator activity; protein kinase binding. The record is from RefSeq and is a predicted model, not a curated record. The coding region runs from base 1 to 1386 and encodes 461 amino acids.
AUGGCCACGUUGUCGCCCGGGUCCCCCGCGCCGGGCGCGCGUGCAGAGAGCGAUGCAGAAUUAAGCAUCGUGUCCGAAACUACUACGCAUACGGCGUCUGCACGCCGUUUCGACAAGCGCCUUGCGCAAAUGAAAGAUCAUCACCUCCAUGCACUCCACGCGAUCCGGCACUUUUUGCGCACGCGCAGCAGCUACGACGUGCUGCCUGUCUCGUUCCGGCUGGUCGUACUGGAUACGAAGCUGACGAUCAAGUCGGCGCUCGAUGUCAUGUGCCAGGCCGGCGUCGUGUCCGCCCCCCUUUGGCGCUCAACGCUGUCGGACGACGAAGGGGCGCCGGCGCGCCGCCCCUCGAACGAGAAUUACAGCAGCCGUGCGGAUGGCCGCCCCGGAUUCUCUGGCAUGAUCACUGUGAACGAUAUCAUCCAUCUCAUCCAAUACUACUACCACACCGCGACCAACUAUGACUCGGCGAGCCUCGACGUGGAGACGCUGCGUCUCGAGCGCCUGCGCGAGAUCGAGCAGACGCUCAAUGUCCCGCCGCCGCCGCUGCUGUGGAUUGGUCCCCUGCGCUCGCUCGCCGAGGCGGGCGAGGUGCUCGUCCGGACACACGCCCGCCGUAUCCCGUUGCUGGACUACGACGAGGACCUCGGCGUGGAGACGGUGGUGAGCGUUCUUACGCAGUACCGCCUGCUCAAGUUCAUCGCGAUGAACUGCCGCGAGACGGCGGGUUUGCGUGCGAGCAUUGGGUCGCUGGGCAUUGGCACCUACACCCACAACCAUCUCCAGCAGCGCCGGAAACGCACGCCGCUCGCGCGCUUGAAAAUGGGCAAGGAGCCCCCCGCGGAUGCCGGCCCCUACUGGCCGCUGCAGACCGCGACACUGGACACGCCCGUGUCGGAUAUCGUGCACAUCUUUUCGCAAAAAGGGAUCAGUGCGGUGCCGAUUCUCGACGAGGCCGGCGACGUGGUCGAUCUGUACGAGUCGGUGGACGUCAUCACGCUCGUGCGCACCGGCGCGUACUACCAGCUCGACCUGACCAUCAAGCAGGCGCUCGAGCGGCGACCGGCGGACUACCUCGGCGUCGCGUGCUGCACGUCGGACGACUCGCUGGCCGAUAUCUUUGCAAUGCUCAAGAAGCGCCGCGUGCACCGCAUGCUGGUGCUGGACCCCGAGGCAGAGCCGGCGGCGCUCGCCACGCCGCUCGAAGACCCCGCGGACCGCCGCGACUCGGACACGACCGACUUUGGCGAGCCGCCCACGCGCCCGAAAGGGCGCCUCGUCGGCCUCUUGUGGGCCGCUGCCGCUGCCGACGCCGCUCACGUCGCAGGCGACGUCGCCGACGUCGGCCUCUUCGUCGAUCCUCACAUCGCCGAAACUCGGGCGUGA